Onychostoma macrolepis is the source of this 2747-nucleotide messenger RNA. Its product is annotated as fibrillin-2. Lineage: Eukaryota; Metazoa; Chordata; Actinopteri; Cypriniformes; Cyprinidae. The record is from RefSeq and is a predicted model, not a curated record. The transcript is spliced from 21 exons. The coding region runs from base 90 to 2747 and encodes 885 amino acids. Gene Ontology annotation, molecular function: calcium ion binding.
UGAAAAGUGUCUGGAUGAGCCAUAUAUUUUCCUUUUGUUCUGAGGAAAUAUGUUGAAGUGGUUUUGACCGACAUACAUCAGUGAGAAAUAUGGCUGGUCAAGGACAAAUAUUAAAGUACUGCGUAGGAAUCGUCAUAGCUGUCCUGCUGACCCAUGAAUGUGUUGUGGAAACACUUGAUUUUCCAGAAACAACUAUAGAUUUAGAGCUUAGCUACAUAGAUGGACAACUGCAUCACAGAAUACCAAGAAGCGCAGGUUUAGAGCUGUUGGAGUUCAUUGUGGUUGUUGAGGUGAAUGCAUCACAAGCUGUGGUGAUUGAACAAAUCAGAGCGUCAUUGGCCUCCAUCAGGUUUCCUCUUCAGCUGGACAACAACACUGAAGUUACUGCUGUAAACAUUACAACAGUGUGCCAACCAAAUGUGACCGAAUACCAGUGCGUUUGUGAAGAUGGUUAUGCAUGGUCAUACAACAACUGCAAGACAUAUGAGGCCUGUGGCGACGUCAGUUUUGGCUCAUGUGGAUGUAUCAAUGGUAUUCCCAGUGAUGGAGAGAUGUGUGUGCUGGAGAGCGAACUGCCCUUCACAGACUUCUUGUUUGAAAUUGAGUUGGAAUCAUCAAACAUCUCUGUGAUCGAUGAGAUGAGGCGAUAUCUGCAGAACAUCACUUUUCCACUUCAGUUUACUGAGAUGGUUGAAGUAUUAGAUGUGGACAUCACGACAGUGUGCAAUUUCAAUGACAGUGGAUACAAGUGUGUAUGUGAGGACCAGUAUUUCUGGCCGUGUGAUAAAUGCAAAGAAUAUGGGAGCUGUGACGGCAUCAAUAACAACACAUGCAGCUGCAUCAAUGAUAUUCCAAGUGACAGACAGUUCUGUCAAACAGCCAGCGAAAUAACAAAUAACACAGCAUGUGGGCAACCACCAUCAGUUCCUGUUGAAUAUCUAACUGAAAUUCAGAUAGAUGCAGAGAAUACUGCCACCAUUGAUCAGUUGAGGAACCUUCUGAUGUCUGUCAGUUUGCCCUACACAAUCACUGACAGCACUAACAUUACAGAAAUCAACAUAACUACUGUGUGUUCUCUGAAUGAAACACAGUAUCAGUGUAAAUGUGAGGAUCAGUUUGUUUGGCCGAAUGACACGUGUCACUCAUACGAGGCCUGUGAUGACAUCACUGAUGGUUCAUGUACAUGUAUCAAUGCCCUUCCAGCCGACGGACAGUUCUGCCAGUUAAAAGAAGUACUACCUUCUGACUAUGUGAUUGACUUCGAUGUGAGAUUCUUUGACUUGUUCCUGAUAACCUACUUACGGAAUCUCUUCACAAACAUCAACCUUCCUCUCACUUUGAGCAACAGCAUAAAUAUCACAGAUAUCGACAUAACUACUGUGUGUGGGUUAAAUGGAACAGAAUAUGAGUGCAAGUGUGAGGAGAAUCAUGUUUGGCCCAAUGACACCUGCAGGGCCUAUCAGGUGUGUGAUGGCAUUGUGGGAGGAACUUGUGGAUGUAUUCAAGCUCUCCCUUCAGAGGGGCCACUUUGCCAGAGAGACAUCAAUGAAUGUAAAGAUGCAGUGUCAGUGUGUGGUCAAUACUCAGAUUGUAUUAAUAUCAUUGGGAGUCACAUGUGUUCAUGCUGGAGUGGAUUUAAUACCUCCAAUAAAGACAGUCCUGUGAGCCGCAACAACUCAUGUCAGGAUAUAAAUGAAUGUCUGUUCAGUCCAUCUGUAUGUGGUCCAAAUUCCAACUGCACAAAUCAGCUGGGAAGUUACAAUUGUUCAUGUCUGGAUGGAUUCACUGCAACAGUUUCAAGUUUCCCCGUCAGCAUCAAUAACAUAUGCACAGAUGUGCAUGAAUGUCUUAACACAUUGGAGGUCUGUGGUCCAAACUCUCGUUGCAUCAACUCAAUGGGGGGUUACAACUGUUCCUGCUUGACUGGUUUUACAGUAACAAAUAGGAGUCGACCAGUCAGCACCAGUAACCCAUGCAAUGUGACUCUACCUUUGACUGAGUAUCUGAUUGAAAUUCAGAUCAAUAGCAUGGACAGCAGCAUCACUGAUCGGCUGAGGAACCUCCUGAUGUUUUUCAGGUCGCCCUACACAAUCAGCGACAGCACUAACAUUACAGAAAUCAACAUAACUACUGUGUGUUCUCUGAAUGAAACACAGUAUCAGUGUAAAUGUGAGGGUCUGUUUGUUUGGCCGAAUGACACGUGUCACUCAUACGAGGCCUGUGAUGUCAUCACUGAUGGUUCAUGUACAUGUAUCAAUGCCCUUCCAGCCGACGGACAGUUCUGCCAAGUACUACCUUCUAAAUACGUGAUUGACAUUGAUGUGAGAUUCUUUGACUUGUUCCUGGUGGACUACUUACGGAAUAUCGUCAGAAAUAUCAGCCUGCCUUUAACUCUGAGAAACAGCAUUAAUAUCACAGAUAUCGACAUGACUACUGUGUGUGGGUUAAAUGGAACAGAAUAUGAGUGCAAGUGUGAGGAGAAUCAUGUUUGGCCCAAUGACACCUGCAGGGCCUAUCAGGUGUGUGAUGGCAUUGUGGGAGGCACUUGUGGAUGUAUUCAAGCUCUCCCUUCAGAGGGUUCACUUUGCCAAAGAGACAUCAACGAAUGUAAAGAUGCAGUGUCAGUGUGUGGUCAAUACUCAGAUUGUAUUAAUAUCAUUGGGAGUCACAUGUGUUCAUGCUGGCGUGGAUUUAAUAUCUCCAAUAAAGACAGUCCUGUGAGCCGCAACAACUCAUGUCAGGUUUGA